AUGUGCGUGUUAGUUCCUGGUUGUGCAAGAUCUGAUGAGUUUGAUAUGAUCAAUAUGGGAAAACCUUCCUCCUUUGUCCUCCUCAUCAUCUUGCUUCUUUGCUUUACAGUCACCUUAGCUUCCAUUGAUACAAACAUCAAUACCGACAAAUUUGCACUUCUUACUCUUAAAUCCUUUAUCACCUCUGAUCCAUAUGAUUUCUUAGCUAAUUGGUCUGUCUCUUCUUCUCCAUGCAGUUGGGCUGGUAUCACAUGCGAUACUCAGCAUGAAAGGGUCCGUUCCGUGAAUCUUAGUGGCAUGAAACUUAAGGGCACCAUACCUCCACAACUAGGAAAUCUCUCACUCCUUGUUGAACUUGAUCUCAACAAAAACAGCUUUCACGGUCAAAUCCCUCAAGACUUAGUUCGAUUACGUCAAUUGCGACUAUUCAACUUGAGCUAUAAUGACUUUCAUGGACAAGUUCCAACAUGGAUAGGAGAUUUAUCUAUGCUUGAGCAGUUAAGUUUUCGAAAUAACAGUCUCAAUGGAUUUAUUCCAUUAUCUCUGUUCAAUCUAUCAAGGUUGGAGACUUUAGAUUGGAAUUCCAAUCUCAUUGAAGGUACCAUUCCGCCUGACAUAGGAAGUCUAAAGCACUUGAAGAAGUUACAACUUUCAAGAAACAAACUUUCAGGAGCAAUUCCUCAAACAGUUUCCAACUUGUCUUCGCUUGAGUUGCUUUGGUUGUCUUCUAAUAGUUUGUCAGGUUCAAUACCAUCUUCAUUAUUCAACAAUUCAGUGCUGCAAGACUUCCUACUUGCAAAAAAUAACUUAUCUGGAAGUCUCCCAACAAAUUUGUGUUUUGGGCUUCCGAAACUUGAAACAUUAGGUGUCCAGGAAAAUGAUUUGUCUGGGGAGAUACCCUCCAUUUGGCAUCAGUGCAAGGAAUUGGCAAAUUUGGAGUUGGCGGAUAACAAAUUCAAUCCAGGAACCGUUCCAAGUGAGAUUGGAAACUUGACCAAACUUCAGUGGCUAGAUCUUAGCGGAAGCAACUUGAAAGGUAAUUUGCCAGAAGAAAUGUGUCAUCAUCUCCCUUUACUUGAAGUCUUUGAUGUUGCUGAUAAUCAAUUAGAGGGAAGCAUUCCAAAAUCAAUAAGUAACUGCACAUCUUUGAAAGAAUUAUAUUUGAAUGUUAACUCAUUUUCAGUCGUCGAUAUUCUUUUCAAUAAAUCACGCAUUAGAACUGAAGUAGAGAGAACAUUUGUUCUCAAAAUUUCAUAA
Messenger RNA from Neltuma alba, 1257 nucleotides. RefSeq names its product LRR receptor-like serine/threonine-protein kinase GSO1. The record is from RefSeq and is a predicted model, not a curated record. The transcript is spliced from 4 exons. Gene Ontology annotation, molecular function: protein binding. Lineage: Eukaryota; Viridiplantae; Streptophyta; Magnoliopsida; Fabales; Fabaceae. Bases 1 to 1257 code for a protein of 418 amino acids.